Messenger RNA from Pyricularia pennisetigena, 663 nucleotides. RefSeq lists its product as uncharacterized. Gene Ontology annotation, molecular function: dynein complex binding. Gene Ontology annotation, biological process: mitotic spindle organization. Lineage: Eukaryota; Fungi; Ascomycota; Sordariomycetes; Magnaporthales; Pyriculariaceae. The record is from RefSeq and is a predicted model, not a curated record. Bases 1 to 663 code for a protein of 220 amino acids. The transcript has a single exon. Gene Ontology annotation, cellular component: dynactin complex.
AUGUCGUCCAACAAACGCAACUCGAUUAUGCCGGCUGCAUCCCAGGCCGGACCCAAAGCUCCAGUCCACUUCUCGUCGAGCAUCACAAUCCACGACUCGGCCAUCCUGUCCGGCAUGUACCCCAUCACCAUCUCGUCCGAGUCCGUAAUCCACCCGCGAGCCCGGCUGGAGAGCGAAGGCGGUCCCGUCAAUAUCGGCCGGCGCUGCAUCGUGCAGGAGCGAGUGCUCCUCGGGGCCGGUGGAAACCGGGCCGAGGGUUCUGUCACUCUAGGGGACUACGUCACGGUCGAGGCCGCUGCGAACAUAGAGUGCGGCGGUACCAUGAUUGGCGAGGGGACAACGGUCGGUGUUGGUUGCAAGAUCGGAUCGGGCGCGUUUAUCGGCAAGGCGAGUGCACAAGAGCCCCUCGAACGGGGUGGAUAUACGGACCGGUUCGAACACAGGCUGCGAAUGCUAACACAUGUUGAUUUGCAGUACUGCACGCUGACGCCCCGGUCUGUCAUUGCUCCCAAAGAACGGAUACCGGAUGGGACCGUAGUCUACUCAAACGGCAUGAGGCGAGCGGACAAACGUGGGAUCGCCGACCUCCGGAAAGAAGCGCAGGUUCGCCAAAUCGAGGCUCUGAGAAGAUUGAUACCUAGCACUCCGGCCAAAUUCCAAUGA